Molecule: messenger RNA, 1213 nt
Organism: Prosopis cineraria
Lineage: Eukaryota; Viridiplantae; Streptophyta; Magnoliopsida; Fabales; Fabaceae
Product: expansin-A20
Exons: 3
Coding region: 114-875 (253 amino acids)
Biological process (GO): plant-type cell wall organization
Cellular component (GO): extracellular region
Source: RefSeq, a predicted model, not a curated record
UCUUCACUGUUUGGUCCACUUUCGGCCCCACAUGAAACAAAAGCAGAACACAAUUAGAGUUUGAGGAUUUCCAUUUUAAAGUGAUAAUCAGAUUCAUAGUCCUACUGUCUCAGAUGGGUACUCUUCAAUCUACACUAUUCUACUUGAUUUUGCUACAUUCAUGGAAGAUUUCAGCUAAUAAGGACGGAGAAUGGAAGUCUGCUACUGCAACAUACUCCAAAGACAAAGAUGGGUCGCUCAUUACAGAAGGAGCCUGUGGGUAUGGAGACCUUCACAAGGCUAGCUAUGGGAGAUAUAGUGCUGGGUUGAGCACCAUCUUGUUCAACAGAGGGAGUACCUGUGGAGCUUGCUAUGAGAUCAGAUGUGUAGACCACAUCUUGUGGUGCUUGAUAGGAAGCCCAUCUGUAAUUCUUACGGCCACAGAUUUCUGCCCUCCAAACUAUGGACUUUCAGCAGAUUAUGGUGGCUGGUGCAAUUUUCCAAAGGAGCAUUUUGAGAUGUCAGAAGCAGCAUUUGCUGAGAUUGCCAAGAGAAAAGCUGACAUAGUGCCGAUUCAGUAUAGAAGAGUGAAGUGUCAAAGAAGUGGUGGCCUAAAAUUUACAAUGACAGGUAGUUCUCAUUUCUACCAAGUCCUGAUUACCAAUGUAGGGUUGGAUGGUGAAGUGGUUGCUGUAAAGGUGAAAGGAUCAAGAACAGGGUGGAUACCAAUGGCCAGGAAUUGGGGACAAAACUGGCAUUGCAAUGUCAAUCUUCAACGACAGCCUCUGUCCUUUGAGGUUACAAUCAUUGGUGGAAGAACACUCACAUCUUACAACGUUGCUCCAGCAAACUGGCAAUUUGGACAGACAUUUGAAGGAAAGCAGUUUCAGCAAUAGAAAAUUCAGGAGUCUGAUUCCUAAGAUGGAAAGUCAAGUAUGACUCUUGAAUCAGUAAACAGAAAAACAAGCUUACUCGUAUGUUUUCUUAUGAGUAAGAAAUCCAAACUCAGAUUCACCAAGCAUUUCUAUAAUUUUAUGAAACACGGAUUCAGCUCCAGUGGUUUUUUUUUUUUUUUUGGGGGGGGGGUUGUGAAAAGGGGUAUACCUUCCGAACAAAAGUUGAUCUCUUUUGCUUAACCUUCUCGGAAUCCAUUUUUGUUGCUUGAGCUGAUUAAUUUUUCUUAACUUGUCCACUUUCUAUAGUUUACAUUACUUGAGCUGAUUAGUUUUUCUUA